Molecule: messenger RNA, 2992 nt
Organism: Oncorhynchus kisutch (coho salmon)
Lineage: Eukaryota; Metazoa; Chordata; Actinopteri; Salmoniformes; Salmonidae
Product: early growth response protein 4
Exons: 2
Coding region: 961-2430 (489 amino acids)
Biological process (GO): regulation of transcription by RNA polymerase II
Molecular function (GO): DNA-binding transcription factor activity, RNA polymerase II-specific; RNA polymerase II cis-regulatory region sequence-specific DNA binding
Source: RefSeq, a predicted model, not a curated record
GCAGUGCACUACAAAGGAAACAGGGUGCCUACAACUGUUACCUUUUUAUGUUAUACAAGCCCAUGGUCAAACUUUCAGAACCAGUUAAAUAUUGAUGGGUGCAGUAACUUCAGCUGCCACAAUAGAAGUAUCUCUUCUUCCUUGGCUACAUCACAGUUAACUUGAUUUGUAUAGUAUCUCUUCUAUUAAUCCUACAGUGAAGUGAAAUUGAUGCUUAGUAGCCUAACCGUAACGUCAUAUGGCCUAAAGACUUCCCAAUCUUAAUUUGUUUACUUUAUGAGAAAUUAAGUUAUUAAGUGUGUUGAUUGGUGGCAGAAGACAUUGUACAUCUCCACACGGCAUCGAAUGACCGUCUAAAAGCUACCAUGUUUUCUAGUCGACCGAGUUAAAUGCAAGAACACUUACCAUGCCACAGCCAUGAUAUAUUGUUAUCAUGAUUUGAUAAAUCAAGCGUUUAUUCUCAUACAUAGCAUUAACAUACCCGAUGGUAAAUCAAUGGCAGUCUCUCUCGCAGAUCCAAGAGACUUGUUGCAACGUCAGAAUCGUAACUCUCCUUUUUUUGGGGAAGCCCGUCACAUCCUCUGUCCAUGUAUGGGCAUGAAGUUUACACGCAGCGGGGAAUCCUCUCACUGGAGCCGAUGAAUGGGGGGAGGGGUCUAUCGACCCGCCGGAGUGUAUAUAAGGAGAGGGAAGCCACUGGUGUGAAACCUACCCACAGCAACAGAUAGCCGAAAAGCUACAAAGCGAUACAACACGCAGUCAUCUGGACAAAAAGGAAAUUUCGAAAUAUUUAUUGACACCUUUUUACUCAAACGACCACCAGCACAUUUCGGGGAUAAUUGACGACCCCGUGCAUCAGAGGGGAAAGGACACAUCAUUUGUAUUUGUUUCGUUUAGUUUAAAAAAAAAAAUCUACCUACACUUACCUGGAUUGACAGACUUGAAAUCAAUCUCGCAAUCAUGCUGAAUAACAUGGAUUUGAACUCUAAAGAUUCCUUCUACCCUCAGUUUGAGAAUUGUAACGGUUCUUCCCUGGGGAUGGAAAAUAGCGCUCGGAAAGAUACCCAGGAGAUGUUUUCGGACGCAGAGAGAGGAACACCUACCCAGUUUACCCAUGAGGGAGCACCUGUAACCCUGAAAACCGAGGCCUCCAACUCAGAUUUCGCCUUUAAUCCCUGCGAGGGGCCCAAAGGCAGCUACUCCUCCUCCCUCGCCUACUCAGGCAGCUUCUAUGUCGAGGCGACUCAGGGGGGGCCGUGCAGCACAGAGACAUUGCUCAACAUGAUCACAGAAAUUGUCGGUAUUUCUACGUUACCAAUCUCCGAAGUUCAACUGAGCACCAUGGACAGCAGCAGCUUCGGCGACGCCGGCGUCCAGAGGCAAUCCACCUGCAGCGCCACCCCGCCCCUGUACUCACCCGGGCAGACAUGUCCCAGCUACCCCGACGGUCAAUCCGGCGGCCAAGCUCAAGAUUCAGCCUCUCCCCAGGUGAGCUUCGGCUCCCCAGCUCAAGUCCGAAACCAGAACAGCACCACCGAGCCACAGUCAGAAGCUGCGUCUUUUCCAGUAGUGGUCAAGAAUGAGUUCGAGAGCAGCUGUUACGAAUGGGGCACGUUCAAUAAAUCGGACUCCUAUUUGGAAACGGGCUUCCAAUCAUCAGAAACGUUCCCGAUGUCCACUGACUUCCCGUCUGACCAACAAGUGGAUGUAAAGGACCUUUUGGACUCAUUUUCCCCAAUGUGUCCUAACUCAGCGAUGGAGUUCAAAGUUGAAGGCGGAAUCAAGCAGGAGCAGUGCUAUUCUGACACCUGCUCUCAGAGUUUCUGCAGUUCUCUUUACUCCAACUACCCAGUGCCAGUCAUGGACCUCUCAACCAACAACCUCCUCAAGCCAGCUAUGUUUCCCAACAUGGAACUUCCGCCAUUAUCUAAUCAGUGCGAUUCGUCUUGCCAGCUUACCUCACCAGCUUUACCCAGUACUAUAGACUCAAUUCUUUACUCCUCCUUAUUGCCAGACUCCUUUGCCCAAAGUUACACGCCGCGCGCGCAAAAGGCACCGCGUGUCAGAAAAAGCCCCGCGGCCUCCACCGGGCCUGCCAAAGAGAAACCCUUCACCUGCCCCAUGGAGAACUGCGACCGGCGCUUCUCCCGCUCGGAUGAACUCAACAGGCACAUCCGCAUCCACACCGGACACAAACCCUUUCAGUGCCGCAUCUGUCUGCGCAGUUUCAGCCGUAGCGAUCACCUCACCACCCACACCCGGACUCACACCGGAGAGAAGCCGUUCUCCUGCGACGUAUGCGGCAAAAGGUUCGCCCGGAGCGACGAGAGGAAAAGGCACGGUCGCGUGCACCUGAAACAGAAAGAGAAGAUGGAGCUGAAGCCACAAGUGAUCAGCGCGUGGCCAUUUACUCUUCCGGAUGGAAUUUGAAGAGACACCACUACGCACACGAGUAGCUCUGUCCACACAACAUUACAAUCUUUCCGUCGAAGAUAAAAAGCUUGACAGUUCAUUGCUGAUUACAGGUCGACGUAUCAACGUUUGCGGUGUGACAUAUAGGUCGAGUGAAAUUGGUUUGACUGUGAAAGUCUCUAUAGGGAGUCUUAGAAUAAGGAUGUUUUGCGAGUUUGAUUUGCAUAAUGCUAUAUCGGAAAGUGAAUUGUGAAAAGGGUCUGCUCUUUCGACCCUGGUUUACUUGCUGCUGCUGACUCUAUGCAACACAUGCAUAACUUGAUUGUAAAACCUUCCCGAGUUGACAGCUCAACAGACACGUGUUGUAUUUCUCUGUUACAAUCAACCAAUUUGGUCAUGCCAAACCAAACACCAAGGCAUCAUAACAAAUGCCUGCAGCAGUUCAGCACCCUUUCGUCUGGACAGCUCCAACUUCAAACCUCGACGAAGAAAUAUACCAAUAAGAGAACGAACUGCAUCGAAAGUGCUGGGCUGUAUUGCGCUUAUAUCUAAUUUGAGAUAUCCUCUAUCCACUAGAAAG